Messenger RNA from Anastrepha obliqua, 3507 nucleotides. RefSeq names its product protein Lilipod (gene lili). The record is from RefSeq and is a predicted model, not a curated record. Lineage: Eukaryota; Metazoa; Arthropoda; Insecta; Diptera; Tephritidae. Gene Ontology annotation, biological process: signal transduction. The transcript has 8 exons. The coding region runs from base 816 to 2435 and encodes 539 amino acids. Gene Ontology annotation, molecular function: transmembrane signaling receptor activity.
GUCCGUUUGAAGUUUGUUUGCGACUUUUAAGCAUUUUUUGUACGUGGAAAUUUGUGAAAAAAAUUGUUUGUUUGGAAAAUUUGCUACAUUUUUGCAUGUGAAUUAAAAUCAAUUUUAAAAAUCUGGGGCGUUAGUUAAAUCGGACGGUAUAAAUAUUUCCACUGUGUAAUUGAUAAAUAUUCGUAUUGUUGUUGCAAGCGGGGAAAGUAUGUCUGAACUAAAACUUAGAUCAACGAAGUCCAUGUUGCAUCUGCAACAAAAGACUCCACUAUUGCAAUAAGUGAAAAUCGAAAAAAUUUCAAUGAAAAUUUAUAGUGAAAAGGAAUUAAAUAAAAAAUAAAAUUAAUUUCAUACUUUAAUAUGCAUUUAAUAGCGUUGUAUACGCCAAUAUAUGCAUGCACAUAAAUGAAAAGCAAAAAGUACAACGCGAUUUGCUUUUUUUGCUAUUAUCGUUUCUCUUAUUGUACCAGGCGUUAUUAGUGUUUAAGUGCCGAAAAAUUCUUUGAGACGGUUCACAGUCCAAUUCUUAUAGGUCUGUCUGACCUGCCUGGUUCAAAUAUUAAAUUAGAAUUGAUUAGAAAUUGAAGAUAUCAGCGUUUUUUGUUAGUUGCUUGGCCACGCCGAAUUACUUGUUUAAGCGUGCUGUGAAAAUCGCAUGCCGUACGUGUGCAAUAGUAAAAUUUAACACAGAGUAAUAAUUCGCGUAGUAUCUUCGAUAAGUGCGUACGUGCAUCGCAACGUGCAGAUUUAAAAAUAAAGACUACGAUACCAAGCUGGCCGCUACAAACGGGAAAUUUAAGAAGUUUCUUGGCGACAUGGACGAAGAAGAGGAGGAAGUAACUGAUAUCAAAUUACAGAUUUUUCAUAACAAUCUACGCGAAAACAUUAUAUUUCUUUUGCUAUUAAUGCUGCUGUAUCUUGCCUCCUAUGCGCUGGUGUCACGUUUUCGUCGGAAAGAUCGUGACGACCUCUUCUCCACGGAUGAAGAUGAAGUGCUCGUUUAUCGUAUUAGUUCAUGGUUGUGCACAUUUUCGAUGGCCAUCGCCGUAGGCGCGGCACUUCUAUUGCCGGUCUCCAUAGCUAGCAAUGAAGUUUUGUUGCUGUACCCCAACAGCUACUAUGUGAAAUGGCUGAACAGCUCUCUGAUACAAGGUCUUUGGAAUCAUGUGUUCCUCUUCUCCAAUCUCUCGCUGUUCGUAUUUUUACCCUUCGCGUACCUUUUUACGGAGUCAACCGGUUUUGUGGGAUAUAAGAAGGGUAUAAUAGCGCGCGCCUAUGAAACAUUUACAGUAUUUAGCCUUUUGGCUACGGUUGUUUUGGGCAUUACCUAUGUGUUGUCCGCCGUUAUGGACCCGGAAAAAAUUGGAUUUUUGUCACUGCUAAAUUUGGGUAGUGUACAUUUACCAUUUUUGUACUCGUGCGUUUCCUUUUUGGGUGUGCUCCUCCUACUUGUGUGCACACCCCUUGGCUUCGUUCGUCUCUUUGGCGUGGUGGGACAAGUGCUCGUGAAGCCGCAUUUGCUGCGCGACGUCAAUGAGGAGUACCAAGUCUAUUACAUGGAAAUCGCCAGUGUGAGGCGCAAAUUAGCGAACAUCGAAUUGCUGAAUGUCAGCAUCAACGACAACGGUGGCGUCGGCGGGUCUGCCGCCAUCAGCAGCGUACGUCACAGUUUAACGCGUACCGAUCACAGCAGUGGCAGUUAUGCAAAUGGCGGCGGGUAUUACCAUCAUCCAUCGUUGGAACACCUGUAUCAACGUAAACCAUUGGAGAGUCAACAAAACGAGCAAGAGAAGCUCAAUCAAAGACUGAGAGAAUUGGAGUCUGAAAGUCGAGAGUUGGAGAAGCUGCGCAAAUCGUCGGCGUGUCAAAGAAACUUCGUUUAUCCACUGGCAAUGUUGUUGUUGCUAUUCUUUACCGGCAUAACAGUGUUGCUGGUAGUGCAGAACACGCUGGAGUUGUUAAUUGGCAUCAAAGCAUUACCGCUUAGCACAAGACAAUUCACGCUUGGCAUCACAUCGCUGUCGAAACUGGGACCAUUUGGCGCGGGCUUAGAAGUCUGUUUAAUCUUCUAUUUGGGCGCCACCUCGGCCGUCGGCUUCUACACAAUGCCUUUUAUGCGUCAUGUGCGUCCACAAAAGCGAAAUACUUCGCUUGCCCAGCUGAUACUCAACUGUGCGCUGGUUUUGAUUUUGAGUUCAGCGCUGCCGCUGCUCAGUAGAAUAAUUGGUAUUACGAAUUUCGAUCUAUUAGGCGAUUUUGGCGCAAUCGAAUGGCUCGGCAAUUUUCAAAUUGUUUUACUUUAUAAUUUGAUAUUUGGCUCGACGACGGCGCUCUGCUUGGCGAAUAAGUUUACGGGAGCUGUGCGUCAAGAGUUGUGUGCGCGGUUAGUAGAGAACUAUGUGCUCUUCACCAAUUACAUCUCAUUCAUCAAUUGAUACAUACGCCAGCGGCGCAAUCAAAUCACUCUUGACGACGACUCCUCCAUAAUGUCGAGAAGUAAAUAACGUUUACUUAUACGUGGCAUUAUAACGGGUCUGAGCAGUGGUUUUUUGGCGUCGCAACUAACCAAACUAAUAGGUUACUAUUAUAAUAGAAACGCAGUGGAAUCAACUAAUAACGGUUAUGUGGAGAGUUGAUGCGUUUAAAAGUUUAUAUAUAGCCAGCGGUUAUUUCGAAAUACUAUAAAAGUAAAUUUACUUCAACUCGUUCACAUAGAAAGAAAACAAAAAAACCUGUGAACGGAAUGAGGGAAUUUAAAAAUUACGCAGAAAUAACUGCAUUGCAUAAGAACUGAAUUUGAGCAAAGAUAUUUUAAUGCAGAUGGUGGAGUAAUUUUAGUCACAUUACUUUAUAUUUAUAGCAUACACGUUUGUAUGUAUAUUCAUUUGUAAAUGAAAUUCACGAUCAGUCGCCAUAUAAAAUUUUCAUAGGUUCUUUCACCUUUUCAUACCCUUGUAGUAGAUGCUUUUUCCCCAUGGCACUCGCACACUCGUAUUUUAAACAAAAUAUUCGUUUUAUUUAAAAAUGUAUUUAUUAGCAUUUUGAAUUCUGUAAGUUUUACCUGCAUUGGUUAUUUUAUAUUGGAAAAUUCUUAAGAAUUCAUAAAUUAAAUUUUAUUUACUGUAAUUGUCGUUCAACUGUGCACAUAUUUGCCACUAUAUGUAUUUGAGGUUAGAAAUGAACGCAACAGCUUCGCUCGGUGCGCAAUCGCUUCGUCCUAUACGAGUGGCUAUCGAAAUUGUUUACUAGUUAAGGGGUUAUACGCAGUUAUGAAGCAAAUAAAAGACGGGCUGUCAAGGAUUUAUCCUGAAGAAACUUCAGAAUAUUUUAAUUUGAAAAUUUUUGGCGGUUAUAAAAGCAUCCUUCAAGAACGUAACAAAAUUUUUUAUUUAUGAAAAUGUUGAUUAUAGAGCGCGCUGCAGGCGAUUUCUGGAACCUCCUUUAAAAAAAGACGAUUUACGGUGUACAUCGUAACUCAGGAUUGGAUUAUCUGAAAUCAAAAAACCA